Nelumbo nucifera (sacred lotus) is the source of this 946-nucleotide messenger RNA. Its product is annotated as putative glutathione S-transferase parA. NCBI's taxonomy places the organism in Eukaryota, Viridiplantae, Streptophyta, Magnoliopsida, Proteales, Nelumbonaceae. Gene Ontology annotation, cellular component: cytoplasm. Gene Ontology annotation, molecular function: glutathione transferase activity. The record is from RefSeq and is a predicted model, not a curated record. Gene Ontology annotation, biological process: glutathione metabolic process.
AAAUUUGUCACACAAAGCAUGGACCAUCACUCCAAGAAUCACUCGCUCUCACAGCUUCCAACACCUUAGAUUUGCUAACAAUGGCGGAUGAAGUGAUUCUGUUGGAUUUCUGGCCAAGCCCUUUUGGGAUGAGGGCGAGAAUUGCUUUGGCCGAGAAAGGGAUCAAAUAUGAGUAUAGGGAUGAGGACCUAGAAAACAAGAGUCGUUUCCUUCUGCAGGUGAAUCCUGUUCACAAGAAGAUCCCUGUUUUGAUUGACAAUGGGAAGCCCAUCUGCGAAUCCCUCAUUAUUGUUCAGUACAUCGAUGAGGUCUGGAAGGAUAAAUGCCUAUUAAUGCCCUCCGAUCCAUACAAGCGUGCCCAAGCCAGGUUCUGGGCUGAUUUUGUCGACAAUAAGCUUUAUCAUUGUGGAAGGAGGGUUUGGUUUUCCAAAGCAGAAGACAAAGAGGAAGCAUGUAAAGAGUUAAUAGAGUGCUUAAAGCUGUUGGAAGGGGAGCUUGGAAACAAGCCUUACUUUGGGGGCGAGACUCUGGGCUUCAUAGACGUGGCCCUUGUCCCCUUCAACAGCUGGUUCUGCUCCUAUGAGACAUGUGAGAACUUCAGUAUUGAACCUCACUGCCCAAAGAUUGUGGCUUGGGCGAAGCGGUGCAUGGAGAAGGAGAGUGUGUCCAAGUCUUUCCCUGACCACCAAAUGGUCUGUGACCUUGCUUUGCAAUGGAAGAAGAAGCUCGGAUUUGAGUAAACAUGUGAUGAGCAUCACUCAGUCCGGCCUUGUAAGGAAGUCAAACAAAGCAUUGAUGAGCAUUAGGAGAAUUGUUGAGCAAUCUAUAUUGUUAUGAUCUACUAGUUUAAUUGGUUGUUGAAAGAUUCUAGCUAGUGAUGAUUUUUCUAUAAAUCUUUAUGUAACAAUAAAUUAAAAAUUAAUAGAAUCUUGAAUAACCAAGAUCA